CUUACAUUAGUUCAAAUGAGCUAGACAGCUAAGCUAACGUUUCACACCGGCACACUUUGCUAGCGGUUAGCUCGCUAAUGUUAGCCGUUGACCAGAGUACAUACAGCCAGUGACAUACAGUCACAACAUUUUUAUGUUUGUGUAACGAGAAAUUGUAGAAGCUACAGUUAGAAGCCCUGCAGUUCAGGUUCUGUUGAGUUUUUUUCUUAAAUAAGCCCACAGCUAUCUUAGCUUAGUUUAGAAUAGCUUGACUAGGUUUGCUCUCUAACAGCUAGCUAACUAAGCUAACUAGCUCAAAUGUAGCUAGCUUAACUGGUUAGCUAAUAAACCUGUCAAGCCAGUUUGCUCUGGAAUUGUUAGCUAGCUAUUUUUGGACAUACUGAGCUCUAAAAUUAAUAAGUGUGAUUUAUUUAUUUAACAUACAUGUCUGAGCAGUUACAGAAAUUACAAGCUGAGUUGUUGCAGAAUCUCCAAACCGUUGGGGAAACCUCAGCCAGCUCCUCUGAAGAAAAUGGGAGACUCGAUGUUUUAACACGGAUCGAGAAGGUCAUCCAGAAGAUAGUUCACACUAUUUCCCAGGGAGAAGCUCCAGUACUGCAGCUCAGCACUCGGUGCAGUUGGUCCAACAUGAGAUUUGACAAGUCUGUUGGGAUCCUGAUGAGUUUGAAUCCCAAGGUCACCACCCUGCGAAGUGACUGUCCUUCAGCUAUAAACAGAUUUGCACUAUUUUUGAAGGUCCUGUCAAUGAUUUACAGACUAGUCCAAACUGACUCGUAUGCAACAAAACGGGAUAUGUACUAUAAUGACCCUCAGCUGUUCGGGACACAGAGGAAUCUGGAUUUAAUCGUGGAUGAUAUUUCAUGCAUGCUCCAAGUUCCACGGAGGAGCUUACAUGUGCUUGCCACUUCUAAAGGGUUCAUUUCUGGUGAUCUAUGUUACUUGGAGGCAGAUGGCACUAGAGUGGAGUGUCAUUCCAGUUCUAUGGCUGUCCCUGUGUCCUCUAACGUCAGCGAGAUUACAAAUAUCGUGUCAUCUGCCAAAUUCAUUCUAAUCGUUGAAAAAGAUGCAACUUUUCAGAGACUGUUGGAUGAUGAGUUUUGCACCCGACUGCAUCCGUGCAUCAUCAUAACUGGUAAGGGUGUGCCAGACGUCAACAGCAGACUAAUGGUGCGGAAACUGUGGGACACGCUGCAUAUCCCAGUCUUUGCCUUGGUAGACGCAGAUCCACAUGGCAUUGAAAUCAUGUGUGUCUAUAAAUAUGGAUCAAUGUCGAUGGCGUUCGAGGCCUACAGUCUGACCACCCCCACUAUCAUGUGGCUGGGCCUGUUACCUUCAGACAUUGAAAAAUUUGGGGUGCAGGAUGCUCUGAUUCCAUUCACAAAGAGAGAUGAGAGCAAGCUGAUGAGUCUGAAGAGAAGGCCAUACAUCUCUGCUCAGCCGGCAUGGGAGAGAGAGGUUGGCAUCCUGAUGAAAUGUAGGAAGAAAGCUGAGAUCCAGUCUCUUGCAUCUAUCGCUCCUCAUUUUCUCACUCGUGUCUACCUUCCCAAUAAGCUGCGUUAUGGAGGCUGGAUAUGAAUCCACACUGCACUCUGCUGGUGACCCUAAAAUAAUUUAUCUUUCUACAAUUUCCUCCUAUGGUCUGAAAGAAAUUGGGCUCUUUUUCUUUUCUGUUUUGAUUUUUGUGGUAUUCAUUUGUCAGAUGUUACAUUCUGCAUGCUGUUAGAGAAGUGUUUAAAAUAUAAACAGAAGAAACUAAAUACAUUAGGUGUUUUACAGCCACACUAUAAACUUUUAAAUGAGAGGAUUCUAAUCUACUAAUUCUAAUCUAUUUGUUUCAACAUAAGAAAUAUGAUUUCUAAAA
Molecule: messenger RNA, 1861 nt
Organism: Astyanax mexicanus (Mexican tetra)
Lineage: Eukaryota; Metazoa; Chordata; Actinopteri; Characiformes; Acestrorhamphidae
Gene: spo11
Product: SPO11 initiator of meiotic double stranded breaks
Exons: 13
Coding region: 424-1575 (383 amino acids)
Biological process (GO): meiotic DNA double-strand break formation; meiotic DNA double-strand break processing; reciprocal meiotic recombination
Cellular component (GO): nuclear chromosome
Molecular function (GO): ATP binding; DNA topoisomerase type II (double strand cut, ATP-hydrolyzing) activity; DNA binding
Source: RefSeq, a predicted model, not a curated record